UUUCCCCACAGUGACGAAUCAUCAUCACUUUGACGGUAUGCGGUCAUCCCUUGUCGGCCUUCAAGUCCUGGUGGCGUUGGCCCUGCUGUCAAGCUUGUAUUUUGUGUCUGAAAUCUCGUCGUCACUGCACCACGACUCGACCAUCUCGAUGCUCAACACCCUUCGAUUCCGCCGCUCCAAGUUUCACCAACCCAACAAACAUGAUGCACUCGACUACACGGAGGCCAAAGACGUGCUCUAUAAUACCACCUCGGGCGACCCGUACUUUGUGCUCGUUGUGAGCGGGAAGCUCGCGUCUGGAGAAUACUGGUGCUCUGACUGCGAACAAGCGAGAAAGCCCCUUGAUCGGGCAUUUGCCUCGACUGGCGCACGACAUUUAGUUGUCAGCGUCGGGUCUCGAGAAGACUGGGUCAAUGCAUCCAACCCGUUCCGCGUGGGGCCGCUUUUUCGUGUCGACGAGAUCCCUGCCUUGCUGCGGUACGAUGGCGACCUCCACACGACGACGCUCUUGACGGGCGGUGCGUUUCUGUCCGACGAAGCCAUGUUACAUGCAAUUUUGACGCCGCCGCGGGCGUCCCCGCCGACCGUCCUGCACCUCAGUACUGUUCAAGGACUCGCAAUGUACUUUGACACUUACGCGGCCGCCAAGUCCACGUACCCGCUGUACGUAUACUUUGUAUCAGGUACCAACCCCGACGGCAAGCUGUGGUGCCCUUUCUGCGCCGAAGCCGAACUGCCCGUGAUGACCUACUUUGAACAGUUUGCGUCGGACGAUGCAGUCCUUCUACGCGUGGUCACUGCCUCGUCGCUGGAGGAUUGGCAUCGUGACGACAACCCGUUCAACAUGCAAACAAUCAUUACAAUCUCGGGACUUCCCAUGCUGAUCCGAGCCAAACCAGAAAGCUUCAGGCAGGACAGCUCGGCGGCGCUCGAGUUUCAGGAGUACACGGCCAUUUAUGAGGAAACGGCACUGCUCAAAGCGUUUUACCAAGGCGAAAUAUAUGCUGAAAGUACCUAAAUAACAGUUAUAAUAUACUCAAAUAUUUCCA
Molecule: messenger RNA, 1049 nt
Organism: Aphanomyces astaci
Lineage: Eukaryota; Oomycota; Saprolegniomycetes; Saprolegniales; Verrucalvaceae
Exons: 1
Coding region: 38-1018 (326 amino acids)
Cellular component (GO): cytosol
Molecular function (GO): protein-disulfide reductase [NAD(P)H] activity
Source: RefSeq, a predicted model, not a curated record